Messenger RNA from Pseudomyrmex gracilis, 5664 nucleotides. RefSeq names its product cationic amino acid transporter 2. Gene Ontology annotation, biological process: amino acid transport; transmembrane transport. NCBI's taxonomy places the organism in Eukaryota, Metazoa, Arthropoda, Insecta, Hymenoptera, Formicidae. The record is from RefSeq and is a predicted model, not a curated record. The transcript has 14 exons. Gene Ontology annotation, cellular component: plasma membrane. Bases 1188 to 3641 code for a protein of 817 amino acids. Gene Ontology annotation, molecular function: amino acid transmembrane transporter activity.
UCGCACCGUCACCCGUGCGUCGUCGUACCUUAAAAUGUGACUCGGGGUUAGCGCGCACACACACACACACACACAUAUAUACACUACACGGGAUAGGCUGAGUGCGAGUGUAGAAAGAUUAGCCGUGUGUGCAUCGCGCGAGAACAUACUAUUCGUUUAGUUUUUAGACAAAACGCGGUGAUACACCGAGUGAAGCAUAAGGGGUCGUCGCGGGGGCGUGCAACGGGGUCUCGUGAAGAAAGGUAGACAAAGAGAAAGAGAGAGAGAGAUAGAGAGAGAGAGAGAUAGAGAGAGAGAGAGAGAGAGAGAAAGAGAGAGAAAGAGCGAUAGAACCACAGGGAAAAAAAUCAACGAGACAGACAGAUGAUACGGGGGUGACCUGAGUGAGAUCAGACGCUCGAUCGUACUGGUGAUCGUGCGAAGAACUUUUCGACAAACGCCGCGUGACCUCGCAGUUUCGGGGACCGUCGCUGAGGAACGAAUACAUAUUAUUUUAUCCUAGUUACACAGGGCGAAAGAGGGGAGGGGGAAAAAAAAAGAGAGAAGACAAGAGUGUCACUGACAAAUAGGUGGAGAGUAGCUCGAAAGAAGGACCGACGCGCGACCAGAGGAGAAGAUGUCGUGAAGAUACAUGAAGAAAGAAGGAAAACGAGUGACAGAGAGAGAGAGAGAUAGAGAUAGAUAGAUAGAGAGAGAGAGAGAGAGAGAUAGAGAUAGAUAGAUAGAUAGAGAGAGAGAGAGAGAAAAAACGUGUGAAUUUCAUUGAGUGAUGCAUAUACAAAGAUACACGUAGGUAUAUAUAUACACACCCACAUACACACAUUGCACAUGUGUACACAUGCGCAACGCGAAAACGUGUGAGUGUACUUGGCUCGAGGAUUGUCCCCGUCGUGUCGUCGUUUUUGUUGCCGUCAUCGCGGAUACAUCUUCUUCCGACUUAAAAUUCCGGGAGAUAUAAGUGAGAGAGCUCGAGAGAGAAUUCCGGAAGUGACUGACGCAGCGAGACCUCGAGAGAUAUAUAAUUCCUUGCCGCGAAUGAUCGUCGUCGCGCAACGGUUACGUUCCGCCGUCGCCGUUGUCCGUCGUGCAUUACUUUUCUCGUGAACUGUGAUUUUUUUGUGCCGUUCGCUGACGAGGUAGGAAAGAGGAGUCAUCUGCGACGGCAGGAUUAGAUACGAACAAGAAAAAUGAAGCUCGAGCUGGACCGGGAGAAGGGCCUCGAGCUCUUCGGCAAGCUGAUACGUACAAAGAACGUCGAAGGUCUGCAGGGUAACCAGACCAAAACCGGUCCCGAGCCGCUCCAUCCAGCCGACUCCAAGCAGAAAUUACAGAAGUGCCUGACGACUCUGGACCUGACGUCUUUAGGAGUUGGCUCCUGCGUCGGGACAGGGAUGUACCUUGUCGCAGGAAUGGUGGCGUACAGGGUUGCCGGACCUGGUGUCGUCAUCUCAUUCAUUAUCGCAGCCAUUGCUUCCAUUUUUUCCGGGGCGUGUUACGCCGAGUUUGGAGUACGAGUGCCUCAUACGACCGGCAGCGCUUACAUGUACAGUUACGUGACAGUAGGCGAAUUAAUAGCAUUCAUUAUUGGAUGGAACAUGGUGCUGGAGUACCUUAUAGGUACGAGUGCCUGUGCGUGCGCCCUUAGCGCCUGCCUGGACGCGUUGGCGAACGGUGCUAUUUCAGGGGCGAUAGCCGACAGCGUCGGCACCAUAUUCGGACGACCGCCCGAUUUUGUUGCGUUCGUCAUCACGAUACUCAUGAUGCUGCUGCUGGUGGCGGGUGUGAAGAAAUCCUUAGUGUUCAAUAACGUGUUGAACGCUAUUAAUCUCGCCGUCUGGGUCUUUGUCAUGACGGCAGGCAUGUUUUAUGUGGAUUCCGACAAUUGGUCCAAGCACGACGGCUUCCUUCCUUACGGCUGGAGCGGGGUGUUCACCGGCGCGGCGACGUGUUUCUACGCCUUCAUAGGCUUCGACAUAAUAGCCACCACCGGUGAGGAAGCGACGAAUCCGAAGAGGAGUAUCCCCCUCGCCAUAGUCUCGUCGCUGAUCAUAAUUCUCAUCGCUUACGUCACCAGUAGCAUGGUGCUGACACUGAUUGUUCCGUAUCACCAAGUCGAUCAGGACUCGGCGUUGGUAGAGAUGUUCGGUCAAGUCGGGGCCUAUAAGUGCAAGUACAUUGUCGCGGUAGGCGCGCUGGCGGGUCUCACGGUCUCCAUGUUCGGCAGCAUGUUUCCGAUGCCGAGAAUAGUUUACGCGAUGGCUCAGGAUGGCCUUAUAUUUCGGAGCCUCAGCGAAGUUUGGCCGACAACGGGAACUCCCGCGAUUGCAACUCUAACUUCCGGCUUGUGUGCCGCCCUAGUUGCGUUGCUGAUACAGUUGGAGGUGCUGGUGGAGAUGAUGUCGAUCGGUACUCUGCUGGCGUACACUCUGGUGUCCACCUGCGUGCUGAUACUGCGGUAUCAACCGCACUCGACGAAUCUGGUCGAACUGCUGCCGCAGAGUCUAAGGACACCGUGUCGCUCGCCCACGAAAGAGACGCAGGGAAACGGUCAGCUGACUUACGGCAAAGAGCUCAGGCCUGAUCAACUUGCGAGCGCGUUGACUUCGGUCCAAGUUCAGUCGGAGCUCAAUGCCACCAGCAACGGACAACGCAUCACAGUGCGACGGGUAAGAAGGUGCAACAGUUCGUCGCCGGAUUCGGACGACACGUACGGCGGCGAGGAGGACGAAGUGGGAUUAGGUAAGGACGAUCAGUAUCUCGUCAGCGACCGAACGGAGAAUAAAUUCUACGGAAGCGUGCACGCGGCCGCAGCCGCCUCGAGUUGCGGUAGCGCUCAUCAAUAUCCUGGAAACACGCCGAUCAUAGGACCACCGUUGAAUUAUCUACAGCGUCGAUUGCAGGCGGCGCAAUAUCUUUGUCCUGCUAUAUUUCCGUGGGUCGACAGAGGUCCUGCGACAGAAGCGUCAGGACGUUACGUCAUGAAGCUCGUUGGAAUUUUAUAUAUCUUGAUCCUUAUCUUUGAUCUGAUUGUUGUCUGUGGGAUGGGUAACAUGGGAACGUUUACAACGAUAUUACUAUUCGUUUUUCUCUUUGCCAUAAUUGGUGUACUUCUCGCCAUCAGUAGAAAGCCACAAAACAGGAAUAGCGUAAUGUUCAUGACUCCAGGUUUGCCCUUCGUCCCCGCGAUAGCCGUUACCGUUAAUAUUUAUCUUAUCUUCAAGCUCAGUAUUCUCACGCUAGUCAGAUUCACGGUCUGGAUGACUCUCGGCUUUGUCAUGUACUUCCAAUAUGGUAUUAAACACAGCAGUCUGGAGGAGGCGAAUGCGUCAGAUAUCGCCGACGAUUGUGCUGGCGGCACGGCCGGCAACAUCGAGCUGACGGUUACCGAUCAUCAUCAGCAACAGAAAUAUAUAACGCCGGAUCGCAGCAUCUAUGAGAGCCAGCAGCUGGACGCGUUCGGCCAACCGGUAUUCGGUAGCACGAACUUUGGCGGCACGCCGAGUCAGCAGCACAUGGGCAUAGGCGGUCAUCAGCAAAGACAAGGAGCGGCGGGCGGCAACCGCAUCGACCAAACCGCGCCGACGACGACGGGCAAGACUCUGUUCAUCGAUCAGGACAACUUCCCCACCUGGGACGAUUGAAAAGCGUCUCACGCGGCACCGAGCGGAUAUUAAUGUAUACAUAACAUACACGAAUAGAAAGAGAGAAAGAGAGAAAGAGAGAGAGAGAGAGAGAAAGAAAGAGAAAGAGAAGAGAAGAGAAGGGAUUCACAACACUUGAUACAUACACACGCGCGCGCGCGCGCGCGCGUGCAAGAACCGACGUCGGAUGAUUGUUGGUGCAACAGACACUUCGGAAAUUGCGAUGGUUUUCGCGUUCGAACGCUUUUUAAGAAGCUGCGCCGAGGUCUUCUCGAACACGACUACACGAUAACUUUCAACGGACGAUUAUCGAGAGUUAAAUGCUGUGUUAACGUGAAAUAAUAUAUCGUACUAAAACGAGUUCAGAUGAAUGCUUAAACGUCUGCUUUCUAGAGAUGUCGAUUAGCACCGACUAAAAGAUUACUUGACUGUAUAACGUUCAACAUUAAAAGCAGGUAAGACGAAGAAUCUAAACUAGUAGUUGAAAUUAAGAAACUAGUGAAAAAAAGAUCGAUAAUUUUUAUAACUGCGCCUAGUCGUGGCCCCAUUAUUUCUUCAAAUUUCUAUUGUUUCCCUAAAUGCCCAUCUCAAGAUCAAGUUCUCAUUGAAUUAAACUUGUGCAAACAUUGUACUUAGAGACACAUCCAGUAAAUUGGCUGUAAAGUACUGUCGAACACUUCAAACUAGAUCGCUUUAGAAAAAUAAUGCUGACGCUCAUAAUCGUCCGCUCGAAGGUUACAUCUUAUAUCUUGAAGUUCAUCUUUUAGAAUUGAGAUUAGAUCGAUGCGCGCGUGAACGUAAACGGAGAGGCCAAGAACCGUGAUACUCCGAGGAUCGAACUUGUUGAUUACUAUUUGGGACGAAUGUAGCAAAUAAUUUUUGCGGCAAUAUUUAUUAUUCUAGUAACAUAGUAUCGUUGACGAGAGGUUGCGAGUGAGAAAAGGACGAAGAGAAGAAGGACAGAAGAAUGGAGCGGUGAAAGAAGUAGAGGAAUGUGCCGAAGGGCGUAAAGAUGUGAAAGCGCAAAAGGGGCUGAAUAGAAAAGAGACGAUAGAAGCAUUAAGAAAGAAAAGCAGAUGUGAAAAGACCAUUACCAUUAGUAUAAGGCGAAACUUGUGUUUUCCAAGAGAGAGAGAGAAAGAAAGAAAAAGAGAGAGAGAGAGAGAGAGAGAGAGAGAGAGAGAGAGAAAGAGGGAGAAACAGCGCGUUCUAACUGCUAAUUAUAAGUUCGAAUUUAUUUCUAGUUUGUGAGUGGAAGAAUGCGAGAUGAAACAUGAGAGUGUGUUGGUGCGAAAGGGUGAAUGAAAAGCGUGCAAGGAUGUGAAAAACACAGAAUGAAAGUGAAAGAGAAAGAGAGAGAGAGAGAGAAGAGACAGAGUGAAUAAUAUAAUGAGGUGUGCCUGAGAGUAUAACAAAAAAAAAAAAGAAAAAAAAAUUACGUACGAGUGUGAGUUUGAGUAAAAAGAGAAGACUCUAAUGAACAAAAAAGAAAAGAAAAACAUCAUCUUGCCUAACUUUAGUCUUUCCCAAGAAAAAAGAAGUUUAGUCUAACAUAUUAUAAUCGUAACGUAUCUAAGCUUACUACAAUAUUUACAUACGUCUUACCUCGAGUAAACCCUUUGAUUAUUAAUUUACACGCAAUUUGUAUAAAUUAUCUAGAAACUAAGCGCACGUCGUCUCCCAGAAACUUGAAAGAUUUGAACAAAAAAGUGAGCGUGUGUGUUAGGUUUGAGACUCUGCAGGAAGAAUAAAAAACAUCUAAAAAGAAUCGAGAGAGAGAGAGAGAAAGAGAGAGAGGAGAAUUUAUGGAAAUAUGAAUUCUAAUCUUAGACGCGCGUAUUAACAUUUUACAUUCUCGUAUUUCUUUAUAUUUAGUUAAAACCCAAAACAGUGUGUUUCUUCUUGCAAGAGUUGAGAUGCACCAAAGUGAUUCCGAAAAAAAUAGAAGCGAGAAGAAACAAUUCGAGAGAAAUUAUCAGCAUAUAUUAAAGAAGUAAAUUCUUCUCCCAAUUUUAAUUUCGUC